GGCAAGCAAUAUGUGGCUUGCGUCAUUAACGCAGUCCAAGUCUCAUUGUCGGGUGGCCUAUUUCGAGUUGACAUUUGGCGCGAAACAUAAAUCCGUGUCGUCGUCAUCAUACCACCUGCAGGGUGAAUCCCCUGCAAGGUCUCGAUGGACACUAUGCCAGUCAAAGUUCUGUUGUUAGGGGAUGAUAAGGUUGGGAAGUCCACCUUCCUUGCACGCACCAGCCAAGGAAGCAAUGCGCUCGACGGCACGGUAGAAAUUACUCCUUUGCGUAACUUAGAUCAGCCAUUCAUCUUUGAGAUGCGAAACAGGAAACAUCAAUAUCGCCUCGAAUUCUACGACACGUCCGCUCCAGAGAACUGGCGGUUGCUCGAGCCAGACUUGGUCAUUAUAUGCUAUGAUAUCAGCCAAAGGCUUAGCCUCAUCAACAUGCAAAGAGUCUGGAUCAAAGAAGUGCGUGCGAACUUCAAGGCCGAAGCAAGUCUUCCGGUUGUGGUGCUCGGGCUAAAGCGAGAUUUGAGAUCAGAGGAUGACCCGAAUGGUAUUAUCUAUCCGCAAGAGGCAUAUCGGAUCUCUCAAGAGAUAAGGGCAGACAAGUACGUGGAGUGCUCGGCUGUCACUGGCGACCUCCUCAAACUGGCCUUUGAAGAGAUUUGUAGCACGGCAAUGAAGACCACAACGCUUGGUGGUGGUCAGAGUGAUGGAGGCUGUGUAAUUAUGUGAGCAAUUGCUUGAUAUGAGAAGGAGCUGAACCUUGAUUUCACCUUGCUUAACUUCU
Molecule: messenger RNA, 775 nt
Organism: Pseudomassariella vexata
Lineage: Eukaryota; Fungi; Ascomycota; Sordariomycetes; Amphisphaeriales; Pseudomassariaceae
Product: P-loop containing nucleoside triphosphate hydrolase protein
Exons: 4
Coding region: 145-720 (191 amino acids)
Biological process (GO): small GTPase-mediated signal transduction
Molecular function (GO): GTPase activity; GTP binding
Source: RefSeq, a predicted model, not a curated record